AUGUACAUACAUACGUAUAUAGUCCAUUGUAGUAUGUAUAAUUUAAUCGUGUUUAAAAAGUAUCAGCAGUAACAAAAGUAUCACACAUAAUCAUUCUAAGAUGUUAUAAUAAGAGAAAUAUUUGUAUUCCAAUGCUAUUGGUAAAAAUUCAGACUGUUUUAGGUUAUGUUACUGUGAUUAAGAAUACAUGAAUUUUCUUACUGUUAAACAUCAUUACAUGUAUUUGUAACAAGUGUUUGACUUAAUUUUUCACGAAGAUGGCCUGGCUGUCAGGUCUAGCAGACAAGGCAGAAAAUCUGUUAAAUAAAAUAGAUAAAAAUACUGCGGCAGUUUUAAAUAAAGAUAAAUAUGAAGUAUCACAGUCUCAACUGACAGAAGUUACAUGGACUCCACCAGAGUUAUGUCUUAACACACAGGAAGGAACAACUUUGAAGUCACCUUCGGAAUCACCAAAACAAUUUCCUCAUGUUCGUUCAAUUCCAAGUCUUUCUACAUUAGCCACAAAUUCUAUUGGAUCUAAAGAUGAGGAGCUUGUCAGAUUUUUAAAUACAUUAGAAUCAAGUCCAAAGAGAAUUGUGGCAGAAGUAUCAGUAUCACCACCAACACCCUCAUCACUUAUAGUGGAACAUCCAACUGAUACUACAGAUUCAGUGUCAGAAUUAUCAGUUCAUAGUGGUCAUUCAAGUCCUAGCCUUAUGCAUACAUCUGUAGAUGUUCCAGAUGAUUUAAAUCACAAUGAUAUAAAUACAAGAAUUGAAAGCUUUUAUAAAAACAAUGUAAUGCAUAAAGUAGAUAAUGAAGCAGUAGCAGAGCAGAUCUCAGGAAUGAUAUUAAAUCAUGAGCAUAGCAUUCUUGAGAGACCAUAUGAUAUUGCAUCACAAUCAGAAUAUGAAUACGAAUCACAGACAGAGGCGGAACAUGUAAAUAAGCAAAAAUUGGUUCAUGACAAGCAUAUAAGAAAAUAUUUAAAAGAAAUAGAAAAAAACUUGGAAGUAAAAAAUGAAUUACUUGGAAAACAAGAAACAGAUCACCAAAAAGAAAUGCUUGUGUUAAAUGAAAAGUUACAAUCUUUGUAUACAGAAAGAGUGCAGUUGUUUAAGCAAAUAGCAGAAUUGCAGUCUGUGUUAGAAAGAAGUAGAUCAGAAUUAAAUUCCACUAGAUCUGAUUUAGAACAACACAAAGCUAGAGCUUUAAAAACAUUGCAAGAAAAAGAAAAAUUAAUAGCGGAAUUAAGAAGCAACGAAUUUACAGGUGUGGAUGAUACAAUGUUUAUGGAACUAAAUCAACUAAGACAAGAGCGUGAUACACUUAGAGAAGAAAAUCAACACGUUUCUGAGCAACUAAGGAUAGUUCGAGAAGAGUUAUUGAAUGCUGAUAUCAAAUUGGAAAAAAUCAGACAAAAAACAGCUGAAUCAAAUAUGCAAACUCAAGAGAUUCUUGCAACAGAAAGACGACGACGAUUAGAUGCAGAAGAAGAUACAAGAUUACAUUCAGAGGAAAUAAGGACUUUAAAAGAUGAAUUAAUCCGACAACAUAAUGGUUACUCUGCACAAUUGCAAAAGAACGAGUCUGAAAUUACUAAAUUGAGAUUGCAACUAACUGCAACAUCAACUCCUAAUAGUGAGAUAGAAUCAAGAUUGGCAGCUCUUACGCAAACAUUGGUUUCAAAACAGCAAGCAUUGGAAAGUUUAACUACUGAAAGGAAUGCUUUACGAUUACAGCUGGAAAAGAUUGAACAUGAAUUCAAAAAUAGUCGACGUAACAUUUCUUAUAAUACUAAUGACACAGAUGAUACAAAAGCUCAAGUACCUACAUUUUUAAUGGAGACUCCCUUUGAUACUGGCGUUACUAGAAGAGUAAAACGAGCUUAUUCUUCUUUAGAUGCAAUUAGCAUUCGUACGGGAGUAUUUUUAAGAAGAUAUCCUUUGGCAAGAAUUUUAGUAUUAAUUUACAUGGCAUUACUGCAAUUUUGGGUGUUGGUAGUCCUUCUGUCACAAUCUCCAGAAGCACAUUAGCAUUCGAAACUUAUAAUAAAAUAGAAUACAAAAGAAUAUAAUUU
Megalopta genalis is the source of this 2059-nucleotide messenger RNA. RefSeq names its product golgin A5 (gene Golgin84). The record is from RefSeq and is a predicted model, not a curated record. Gene Ontology annotation, biological process: retrograde transport, vesicle recycling within Golgi; Golgi organization. NCBI's taxonomy places the organism in Eukaryota, Metazoa, Arthropoda, Insecta, Hymenoptera, Halictidae. Gene Ontology annotation, cellular component: Golgi cisterna; Golgi membrane.